AAGGCAGGAGACCGGCAUGUCUUCGGACGUUGUUGUCGUUGGGCAGAGAAAUCUGGACCAUUGGAGAGCCUGGCUGUGCCUCCUUCCCUGCUUCAUGGAAUCAUGGAGCCAAAGAGGGAAGAACCUGUCCUUUGCAGCCAUAAGGCUCAAUGGUCUCCCUUCCUUCUCUGGGCUGCAUAGGGCCCCCUGUCCUCCCUGCUAUGGCUGAAGGAGAGAGAAGACGCCAGGAUGACAGAGGGCUUUGACUGCGCCGGCUGCAAGGAGUCCCUUUACGGGCGCAAGUACAUCCAGGCGGAGGAGGGCCCCUUCUGCAUCCCCUGCUACGACGCCCACUUCGCCAACACCUGCGAUGAGUGCAAGGAGCUCAUUGGCCAUGACAGCCGGGAGCUGUACUAUGAGGACCGGCACUACCACGAGGGCUGCUUCCGGUGCUUCCGGUGUGGCUGCUCCCUGGCCGAGGAGCCCUUCACCUGCCAGGCUGAGGAGCUGCUCUGCAAUGCCUGCUACUGCCGCGAGUUCUCCUCCCAGUGUGUUGCCUGCCAGCAGGUGGUCAUGCCAGGCUCUCGGAAGCUGGAGUACGGCGGUCAGACGUGGCACGAGCACUGCUUCCUCUGCAGUAGCUGUCAGCAACCCAUCGGGUCCCGGUCUUUCAUCCCUGACCAGAAGGACUACUACUGCGUCCCCUGCUAUGAGAGCAAGUUUGCUCCCCGCUGCACCAGCUGCAAGAAGUCGCUGACCAAGGGCGGGGUGACCUACCGGGACGAGCCCUGGCACAAGGAGUGCUUUGUGUGCACCGGGUGCCGGGCCCCUCUAGCCGGGCAGCAGUUCACCUCCCAGGAAGAGCAGCCCUACUGCCUCAAAUGCUUCGGAAGCCUCUAUGCCAAGAAGUGCAGCGGAUGCACCAAGCCCAUUACUGGCUUCGGUGGGGGCAAGUACGUCUCCUUUGAGGAGCGCCACUGGCACCAGCACUGCUUCAGCUGCUCCCGCUGUGCCACCUCCCUGGUGGGCAAGGGCUUCAUCCCCGAGAACGACCAGGUCCUGUGCCGCGACUGUGCCACCAGCCUCUGAAAGGCCCCGGCUGAGCCGCCCCUCAGUGUGCCAAAGCCCUCCUGGAGCAGCAGCCCCCUCCCACCCGUCCCUCGGAGCUGGGUCUCUCCUCCACAAGUGGGAGGGGCCCCUUUGCCCCAGGGCCACCUGUGCCUUUCCUGCUCCAGGUCCUGUCUCUUUGCCCUGGAUGUUCACAGCAGCCUUUCUUCCUGGGCAGAAUGUUAUGCAUGUGGCUUCUUGCGAAACCUAUACAUGGGGGAGUCUCUCUCCGCCUCUCUCUUUUUUCUCCUCCCCCUUUUAUAUGCUUCUGUGCAGUCUGUGUAUGCGUGAAGGAGCGAGAGAGAAAGCAAGAAGAAAAGUGUGUGUGUGUCCUUUCUGGCUUUGUAUAAUAAACAACAUUAAUGACC
Anolis sagrei ordinatus is the source of this 1454-nucleotide messenger RNA. It is a transcript of the gene FHL3, whose product is annotated as four and a half LIM domains 3. Lineage: Eukaryota; Metazoa; Chordata; Lepidosauria; Squamata; Anolidae. Gene Ontology annotation, molecular function: transcription coregulator activity; actin binding. Gene Ontology annotation, biological process: actin cytoskeleton organization. The record is from RefSeq and is a predicted model, not a curated record. Gene Ontology annotation, cellular component: stress fiber; nucleus; Z disc.